Messenger RNA from Meriones unguiculatus (Mongolian gerbil), 744 nucleotides. It is a transcript of the gene Syce1l, whose product is annotated as synaptonemal complex central element protein 1 like. NCBI's taxonomy places the organism in Eukaryota, Metazoa, Chordata, Mammalia, Rodentia, Muridae. The record is from RefSeq and is a predicted model, not a curated record. Bases 1 to 744 code for a protein of 247 amino acids. The transcript is spliced from 11 exons. Gene Ontology annotation, cellular component: synaptonemal complex. Gene Ontology annotation, biological process: synaptonemal complex assembly.
AUGGCUGCUGAGCUGGAGCCUUUGAUGGCGGAGUGGCGGGUACCUGAGGAGGCUGAAGAUACCCCAGGGCAGGCCGCAUCUUGGAAUAAGACUGAAGACUUGCUGGAGAUAGUGAAAAAGCUACAGGAAGAGGGGAGCCUGGAACCCCAGAUUGAGGACCUGAUUCAUCGAAUUAAUGACCUGCAGCAAGGCCCAGCAAAGAAGAGGUCCAGUGAGGAACUGGGAGAGGCUCAAGCACUCCAGGAGGCCAUGCGUCAGGAACUAGAUUCCUUGAAUGAAGAGAAAACACACCUCGAGGAGGUCUUGUGCAAAAAGCAAGAGGCUCUGUUGAUCCUCCAGCAGCAUUGGCAAGAGAGGGACUGUGAGGCUUGCUGGUUUAAUGGUGAACUACUGAAGGAGGGGCUGGCGGAUCUGACAAGUCAGCACAAGGACCUCUGGGAGUUCCAUGUCCUGCAGCAGCGACUGGCCCAGGAGAUCAGCGCAAUGGAGCACAGCAAAGAUCAGCUGCUGGUGGAGAGGACUUUGCUGCAUACCAGGCUGAAGGAGGUGGAGCAGAAGCUGCACAAGGCCAGGGAGGUCCAGAGCACCCCAGGGAACUGUGGGCUGAAGACAGAGCUGGAGAAAUUAGGAGAGCAGACCCAGAGCAUCCCAGAAGCCCAGAAUGAUAGAGGAGAGGCUGGUCAAGAGGAGCAGCAUUAUUUGGAGCCAUUGGUAGAGAUACCAAGGACAGAAAUGCCAUGUUAA